This is a messenger RNA of Pieris brassicae (large cabbage white), 1609 nucleotides long. RefSeq lists its product as uncharacterized. Lineage: Eukaryota; Metazoa; Arthropoda; Insecta; Lepidoptera; Pieridae. The transcript has a single exon. Gene Ontology annotation, molecular function: oxidoreductase activity. The record is from RefSeq and is a predicted model, not a curated record. The coding region runs from base 13 to 837 and encodes 274 amino acids.
GCUAGUCUAGACAUGAACGUCGCUGUAGUCAUCGGGGCUGCCAGCAACCUAGGAUAUCACGUAUUGAAGAAACUCACAACAAUCUACGAUGGGAAAAUCUACUUCACAACAGAAGAUGAAACUAUCGGCUACCAUAUUUACGAAUCCCUCGACAAAAACCCUAAUCUCGAAUACUUUAGAAUGGACAUAACGUAUACGAAGAGUAUCAUCAACUUACGGCAUCUCAUUCAAGACCGUGAGGAGAGGAUAGAGCUACUCAUAAAUAAUACGGACUAUGUAUCAGAGAAGAACUUGGCACGAGCCGAAAAAGUACGCCGGACGCUUAGUGUAAAUUUCUACGGUUAUAUAAAUUUUGGCAAACUUGUUUAUCCUCUGUUGACUGAAAACGCCAGAGUUAUUAAUGUGUCAGGCCCUGCGGGACUCUUGGCGACGAUCAAAAACGAAGACAUCAGAGCGAGAAUUAGUAAUCCAAAUAUUACAGAAGAUGAAUUGGUUGCUAUGAUGCAGGAGUACGAAGAAGCCGUCAGAAGGGGAAUUGAGAAAACUGAAGGAUGGGGUAUGAGUAUGCAUUCCGUGAGUAAGGUGGCCCUCAACGCUGUUACGUUUCUCCAACAUAGAGAAUGGUCUGAACAAGGUGUAAUGAUAAACUGCGUGAACCCCGGCAGCUUAUCUAGUAAAGAAGAUAGGAAAUCAACAAAAGUGUACGAGGAAGGCGCUAAGGCUGUUUUGUUUCUAGCAACAGAGGCACCGUUAAGUUUAAAAGGCAAUUUCGUAUGGAGCAAUUACAAUGUCAUUCCUUGGAACACAGAUCCAUUUGUCGAAGUGACCACUGUCUGAAAUGAGGUUAAAAUCAGAACAACGCGAAAUGUUUAAGUGCGUACUUGUGAACUGCUAGAGCGAAGACUCUUUUGCUGGAACAAAGGAUUCAUAGCUGCAAAUUGUUAGGAUUUUAUCGAGAUUUUAUAUCUGCAAUAACUGUAACUGGUAGUUUUGUCUUUAGAAUUUAUGGGCUAUAAUAACAGAGGCUAAGCAGUGCUCGCAUUCGCGCGGUCAUUAAAACAAGAAUAUGUCUCGCCUCUCGCUAACUUGUAGAUAUACGCGUUUGCAUUUGUUCGAAAAUUUAGCGCUGCCUUCUCGUUGUACUUUUAGUAUGGGUUAAAAGUACUAUUUAUAUUAUUAAAUUAAGCAAAAGUUCAAAGUUGGUUUGCUUUUUAUUAAAAAUUAUUACUAUGUAAUUAAGAGUAUUCAGAUUUUAUAUUUCGUAGAUUCUAAAUACUAAUAUUCUAUACUUUUCAAUCAAUCAAUCAAUCUAAGUAAAUUGGUUACUUUGACCAAAUACAUUAUAAUUUUAAUGUUAAAAGUAGCAAUUCAACAAAACAAUUCUGUCUCAUUAUAUUUUUUAUAUUAAAAUAUAAUAUAUUUUAUGAAUUAUAAAUAGUUUAAUAAUAUUAUAUAUAUAUUUCAGUUGAUUAUAAAGUACAUAUAAUGUUGACUAAAUUUUCAACUCGAAACAACAUAAAGAUCAGUGUUGGCCUAGUGGCUCCAGCGUGCGACUCUCAUCCGUGAGGUCGUAGGUUCGAUCUUCCGCUGUGCAUCAAUGGAUUUUCUU